Messenger RNA from Coccomyxa subellipsoidea C-169, 234 nucleotides. RefSeq lists its product as hypothetical. Bases 1 to 234 code for a protein of 77 amino acids. The transcript has 2 exons. NCBI's taxonomy places the organism in Eukaryota, Viridiplantae, Chlorophyta, Trebouxiophyceae, Coccomyxaceae. The record is from RefSeq and is a predicted model, not a curated record.
AUGCAGCCGCCAAAUGAUGUCAUGCGCGCAAAAGUGCUGCACGAUUUGGGGUCUGUGCUGUGCAGCCUGCAGAGGGGCUAUGAGGCAGAGCAGCUGCACAGAGGAGGCCUGUUGGCGGAGCUUGAAGCACAGGACCCACCGGCAAGCAGCGCAGCGAUUGCGCAGUGCAAGAGGAGCUUAGCGGAGGCCAUCAUGGCAGAGGUGGCGGCCCCUGCGGUGGGAGGACUCUGCUAA